UCCCCUCGACCUCCGUCCCUCCGCCAUGGCGAGCAAUGGCGGCCCCGGCGCGAGCGCGGGUGCGGGAGCGGGGCCCGCGGCGGCGCCGCCGACGCAUCUGAACGCGGUGAGGGACACUAUGGACGUUCUGCUUGAGAUUUCAAGAAUUUUGAAUACUGGGUUAGACAUGGAAACUCUGUCCAUUUGUGUAAGGCUUUGUGAACAAGGAAUAAAUCCAGAAGCUUUAUCAUCAGUAAUUAAAGAACUUCGAAAGGCCACUGAUGCAUUAAAGGCUGCUGAAAAUAUGACAAGCUGACUUUCCAGAAAAAUCCCGAUGAGAGAUGUCAAGCUCCUUGCAAAAGAAAAUGAAGAUUGCAUUGUAGUCAGAACAUACAAUGAAAUUACUGCAUGCAGCAGUGUAGAAACAUUUUCCUUUUAAAAAUUAUAAACCAUAGCUUUAUAAAUCAGUGGAAAGUGGCUUACAAAGAGAGCUAUCAGAUGUGUUUACGUCAUGUCUUACUUUUUUUUUAAGUAGCUCAUGCAUCGGCUGGCGUUGCUAUAUUCCUAUUUCUGUAUUUCUUUUAGCUCAGAUAGCUUUCAUUUUCUAAGCAGUCUCUCAAUCAGAUGUGCACAUCUGCUGUGCCUGGUUGAAGGAUAGUAGAACCCAUCAGCAAUAAUGUAGUAGUUAUGACUUGUUGACAUUUCUAUUAUCAACCUUGGUUUUGAAUUGUUUAUGCACAAUAACUCUGGAUUUAUGUUACAUUGGACUAGAAAUUGUCAGAAUUUCAUCCACCGUUUGUGAAUUUUUAUUUAGGUUCAUUAUGUAGAUCAGAAUCUUUUUUUAUCAGCUCAUGGGAAAGCAUUUGCUCUAAUAUGCUCUUUAACAAAGUAUAUUUAGUUUUUUAAAUGUAAAGCUUGAAAGAACCAGGUCAUUUUUUGUAUUGAGAAAUAAAGUUUUUAAACUUAUAUUUUAUGAGUGACGACAGUGUUUAAACCAGUAUUUAUUUUGUCAUUUGAGUCCUGGAAGUUUAAUGGGACAUUAUUAAUUGAACAUGUUUUUCAUUCUUUUCCAUUCUGAAAACAA
Molecule: messenger RNA, 1063 nt
Organism: Suncus etruscus (white-toothed pygmy shrew)
Lineage: Eukaryota; Metazoa; Chordata; Mammalia; Eulipotyphla; Soricidae
Gene: MZT1
Product: mitotic spindle organizing protein 1
Exons: 3
Coding region: 26-295 (89 amino acids)
Biological process (GO): mitotic spindle assembly; microtubule nucleation by interphase microtubule organizing center; gamma-tubulin complex localization
Cellular component (GO): gamma-tubulin ring complex; spindle; interphase microtubule organizing center
Source: RefSeq, a predicted model, not a curated record